GGUACUUAGGGGUAAUUGAAAAAAAAUGGAGUCGAUGUGGGUUUUUGUUUUGGUUUGGUCCACAACAUUGAUGAAUGUUGUAGUAAGCCGACCUGAACAAGGUGUUUGGAAACAAGAUUAUAAAUUAGGAAAGAAUGAGGCUAAAAUUCAUGCAUUUCCAAGAAGUUUAUAUACUGAUACCAAAGUAAAAGUAGCAAUUCAUUGUAAUGAUCACACAGGAAGUUUGGAUAUAAAGUGGAUAAUCAGGCGAAGUCCUUGUUCUAAUGAAUAUGAAAGUGUAGAGUAUGACAAUGAACUCCAACAGUUUUACAUGAUUACACCAAAUAAAAAAGCAUAUGAAAUGAACUAUAACGUAGUGGAUUUUUUAAAAGGUAUCGCUGUUCUGAGAUGUGAGGAUCACCCAAGCUUAAUAGGAAAUGGUAAACAAUACAUUACAGAACCAAUGAAAUCGAUGGAACCCAAUAGUUCAGCUACAAAAGAUGUUACCCAGGCUCCUGAUGUACCUACACCUCUAAAGUCCACUCCAGUAUUGCCUAAACAAAAUAAAAGGAAAAGAAGAGCAACUGGAACAACAGCGAUGCAAAUGAUUACUACAAACACAUCUGAAAUAGAUUAUCUGGCAAAAGCCUGGGUGGAUGGUUACUAUGUAUUUAUUUUACAGAUGACAUAUAAUGGAUCAGAUACCACAGCUAAAGUAACUGUCUCUUUUGAGAGUAAAUAUGGAUACAUAUCAGCUGUUGAAUGGCCUCUUCUUGUAUUUUUUGGGCUUGUUGGUUUACUGUAUAUAAUCAUAGGAUUAGUUUGGUUAGUUUUGUUAGCUUGUAACUGGAGAGAUCUUUUACGAGUUCAAUUUUGGAUUGGUGGAGUUAUCGUAUUAGGUAUGCUAGAAGCAGCUGUAUUUUUUGGUGAAUAUGAGAAUAUAUCCAAAACAGGAUCUUCAGUUGAUGGAGCUGUUAUUUUAGGAGAAAUAGUUUCUUCAUUCAAAAGAACAUUAGCAAGGAUGCUAGUGAUAAUUGUUAGUUUAGGAUUUGGUAUUGUCAAGCCAAGAUUAGGUCAGACUUUCCAUAAAGUGUUAUGUGUGGGAGGAAUAUUUUUUAUUCUAAGUUCAGUUGAAGGGUGUAUGAGAGCUCUUAAGAAAAAAAGUGCUCCACAGAAAGAUUCAUUAUUAGCUGCAGUACCAUUAGCUGUAGUAGAUGCUGUAAUAUGUUGGUGGAUAUUCUCAGCAUUAGUUCAAACCACAAGAACUCUUCGAUUACGAAGAAAUAUUGUGAAAUUGUCUUUGUAUAGACAUUUUACCAAUACACUUAUAUUUGCUGUGUUAGCAUCUAUAGCUUUUAUGAUUUGGUCUAUAACUCAACAUAAACUGAAAGUAUGUUUAACUGACUGGAAGGAAUUAUGGGUGGAUGAAGCUUUCUGGCAUAUGUUGUUCUUGUUGGUUUUAUUUAUUAUUAUGAUAUUAUGGAGGCCAUCAACAAAUAAUCAAAGGUAUGCAUUCUCACCAUUGUUAGAUGCUGCUGAAGAUGAUGAAGAAGAAAAUGUGAUGCACGAUGCAUUCGAGGGUAUGAAGAUGAGAGGAACUAAAUCACAAGCAAAUGGUUCACCAAAACAAAAAGAUAAUCAGUAUAAAGUUGAGGAUGAUUUAAAGUGGGUAGAGGAGAACAUUCCAUCAUCAGUAGCUGAUAAAGCACUUCCAAGUUUACUGGAUUCAGAUGAAGAAAUCAUGACCGCCAAGUUUGAAAUGUCAAAAAUGGAGUAAAAGUAAUUAUGCUAUAGGAGUCAUGUUUAUAAUUCUGUGAUUUAUUGUCAUAAUAGAUAUUGUAUUAUAAAUACAUCUAAUAAAACAGGGUCUGUAUUUAAAGGAAAUCUUACAGUCUGCGGUCAUCAUUUAUAUUUUUCAAACAAUAAUUAUUUCUGAUAACUACUUAUGGGUUGUUACUCUAGAUCACUUUUUAUACGCCCAAAUUUUGGAUUGUGAAUAUGAUAGAGACUAGAGUUUUUAUCGGAUUGUUUUCAAAUAUGGCGUGAAGCAUCCUGGUCAUGUGAAGGAAUAUUGCGGUUGUGUAUUUGAUGCCGAAGCAGAAUCGGCAAGCUUUCAUUCAGUGUAUUACGAAAAUGCUUAAUUUUGUAGGAAUGUUACUGACAUAAAUUUGAAUGCCGCACGGGAAUUAAAUAUGAAAAAUAGCGAGGUUCAGCUAUUUUUAUUACGUAUGGGAUUUGAAUAUUUUGUUGACAUGUGAUUUUUAAUUGUGGUAUGAAUUGAAUACCGUACGGGAAGUAAAUAUGAAUUUUUAUUACGUACGGGAUUUUAAUAUUUUGUCGACAUGUGAUUUUUAAUUGUGGUAUGAAUUCUUCUUAAUAACAAUAAGAGUUAUGCCCCUUUAUUUUCGGUAAAAUGACCAAAUACUAAAAUUUAACGAUUUUUGACACAUAUAUUCAAGGGAAUCUUACGAGAUGAAACAUACAUUGUUGUGGAAUUUAUAUGAUGUCACCCUUCAGGGAUUUGAUAUUUUCUCAAUAAAUCCAAUGCUGAUAUGCAUUAAGCAGUCGUGAGUCGAAUUGUGUAAUUUGGUUGUAUGUAUUUCAGCAUAGAACCUUUUAUUACAAAUUUUGAUGAAAUGUAUAUUCCUGCAUAUUUACAAAAUAGGCUUCCUGAUAAUUUCUUACAUGUUCUUAUAUUACAGUAAAAUAAUUAUCCAUACCCCCGUAGUUCCAUAUUAUAUUAUUAUUUUUCCGAUGUAGUAUUUACGGCGUAGUAAUCUCUGCAUGUUUUCACGGUAACGUGUACAUAGAUUGCGUAGCCACUACAGUUUAUAAAGGGAUUUAUAUUUUAGGAUUUGCAAGGUCAAAAUAAAAUGGGAGAUUGGUCAAGACUUGUAUCGUUUUCAACAUUUAUUAACUGAUAAUCUAAAUCAUAUUUUAUUAAUUAAUAAUACAACAAACAAAUAAUUUCCCAAAAUAAGAUCGUAUUUUCAACCCUUUAUAAAAAUGGCGGGAAAUUGUCGUGUGAUUAGGCGAACAUUGUCAAAGACGGAAGCUAUAUUAUCGAAUGAUGGGUGCCGAUGAAAUUAUGGAUUUAUAUUGUAAUGAACAAUAACUCAAAGUCUCAAUCAUACUGUAUUUAAUCAUACAACAAAUAGUUAAGUUCUCAAUGGGUGGUGUGUAUUUUAAAUCCACAGGAAGCGUGACCCAAUUAUUCAUUCCUUAAACACUGUGUUUGUGUUUGAUUCCGUAGAAAAAAUAACACCCUGCAUUUCUCAACCGACACGUAUCUACCCCAAGUAUCAUGACAUUCAAGGCAAUUUAAUGGUUAACAUUUUUAUACGGCCACAUUUUCAUGUGGACGUAUAUUGUCGUCGCCCCUGUCCGUCCGUCCACAAUUGUUUGUGGACAGUCUGCAGGUCACAAUUCUUAUCCAAUUUUGACGAAACUUGAAAUAUAGGUUUAUCUCCAAAAGAUCUUGGUAGCUUUCGAUAUUGGCAUGUAUCGGACUGUAACUUCAUGGAUUAUCAUGGAUUAUUCAUGGAUUGUACGAAAAAUCAUGUUUUUAGGUUGUGAACACUGUAGAGGUCACAAUUUUUAUCCGAUUUGGUUUAAACUUGAAAUGUAUGCUUAUAACCCAAAGAUCUCGGUUCCUUUCGAUAUUUUCGUGCAUAUUGGAACGUAACUUCCUGAAUUAUGGCCCCUGAUUGUAUGAAAUUUUUUUAUCCUAUUUAAAAACGUAUUAUUAUAUCACCGUUACACCCUAAAGAUGGCUGAGCUCGAAUUUCGUGAAAAUCGUCCCAAAACUGACAGACAAAAUGGCCGCCCUUCGUUCUCAAAUAACGUAAAAAUAUGGUAUAUCAAGGUUGUGGACCCUAUAGAGGUCACAAUUUUAAUCCUAUUUUGAUGAAACUUGAAAUGUAAGUUUAUAACCCAAAAAUCUUGCUUCCUUUCAAUAUUCGUGCAAAUCGGACUGUAACUUCCUGAAUUAUGGCCCCUGAUUGUACGAAAAAUCAUGUUUUUAGCUUGUGGACCCUAUAGAGGUCAUAACUUUUAUCCGAUUUAAAAAAUAGUAUUAUUAUAUCACCGUUAAACCCUAAGGACAGCUGAGUUCGAAUUUCGUGAAAAUCGUCCCAAAACAGACAGACAAAAUGGCUGCCCUUCGUUCUCAAAUAACGUAAAAAUAUGGUAUUUCAAGGUUGUGGACCCUAUAGAGGUCAAAAUUUUAAUCCUAUUUUGAUGAAACUUGAAAUAUAAGUUUAAAACCCAAAGAUCUCGGUUCCUUUCAAUAUUUGCGCAAAUCGGACCUUAACUUCCUGAAUUAUGGCCCCUGAUUGUACGAAAAAUCACGUUUUUAGCUUGUGGACCCUAUAGAGGUCAUAAUUUUUAUCUGAUUUAAAAAAAGUAUUAUUAUAUCACCGUUAAACUCUAAGGACGGCUGAGUUCGAAUUUCGUGAAAAUCGGCCCAAAACUGACAGACAAAAUGGCCGGCGUAAGUUCUCAAAUAGUGUAAAAAUAUGGUAUAUCAAGGUUGUGGACCCUUAUAGAGGUCACAAUUUUUAUCCAAUUUUGUUGAAACUUGAAAUGUAAGUUUAUAACCCAAAGAUCUUGGUUCCUUUUGAUAUUUGUGCAUAUCGAAUUGUAAUUUCCUGAAUUAUGGCCCUUGAUUGUAGGAAAAAUCACUUUCGUUUAAGCUUGUUCUCUAUCCAUCUCUCAAAAAUGUGGGUGUAUCCUGCUGGUUAUAUGCGUGACGAAUCAAAACCUAUUUCCUCGAUCAAACGAAAACUAAGCAAAAUUGUCCUGGCUCACGUCAUGUGGAUCGCAAAAGAUAUUAGUCAACAGAAUAGAUCUUGAUAGACAUUGUGCCAACCCAAAUGUCAGAAUAUUAUGUCCGACCAAAAAAUUUUAAAUGUCAGGCAGAAUGUUCAUCCAGUCUGACAUGGUGUCAGACACACAUUCGAAAGUUAAUUCCAGCAUUGAUUUUAUGGGAAGCAAUGUGGUAAUGGGAGGAUGAACCCUAUAGAUAUUCAGCGUUCUAGAGUUAUUCCCCCUUUGAUGAAAAAUUUGUGAAUGCGAUACACGCCCACUUUUUCAUGUAUGUAAUACCAAGGUUGUGGACACUCCAGAAGUCACAACUUUGAUCCGAUUUUGAUGAAACUUGAAAUGCAUGUUUAUAACCCAAAGAUCUCAGUUUGCUCGAUAUUAACGCAUAUCAGACCGUAACUUCCUGAAUUAUGGCUCUUGAUUUUACAAAAAAUCAUGUUUUUAGCUUGUGGUCCCUCUAGAGGUCGCAAUUUUAUCCAAUUUAAAAAAGAAAAUACGUUUAAAAAUAUCACCGUUACACCAUAGGGACGUUUUGUGUUUGAAUUUUUUUAAAAUUGAACCGAAACUGCCUGACAAAAUAUGGCUGCUCCCUGUAUGCAAAUAGUGUAAACGUAAAACUAUGUAAUACCAAGGUUGUGGACCCUCUAGAGGACACAAUGUUUAUCAGAUUUUGGUCAAUGUUUAUAUCUGAAAGAUCUCGGUUCCUUUCGGUACUCGCACAUAUCAGGCUGUAACUUCCUGGAUCAUCACCCCCGAUUGUAAGAAAAAUCACGUUUUCAGCUUGUGGAUCCUCCAGAGGUCACAAUUUUUUUUGUUGUCCCCUGCAGGGGACUAUUAAAAUGGAUUUGUCCGCCUGUCUGUCUGUCUGUCCAUCCGUCACACUUUUUGGGACACAAUAACUCUCUUUCUAAUUGAGAUAGAAUGUUCAAACUUGGUGUAGGUGUUUAUUAGGUCAAUGCCUUGAUGGAGUUCGAAGAUAAGCAUUUUCUGCUUAGGGUAAGCAGAGAUAAGCAAUUCGAUUGGUUGAUGCUUUGGGACACUAUAACUUUAGUUCUAAUUAAACAUGCAUUAUGCAAGAGCUAAAUCUGAUUAUUGCAAGUCUUAAUUUAGGCUUCAGAUGUUAUAGAAAUUAUAAAUUAGAUCUUUAUUUAAACAACAAGACCAAAAUCAACUCUGUAGACCCACGGAUGGCUCGGCUACAGCUCGGAUUUAAAUAGGAUUUCACUAAUUGAUUAAAUCAAAUAAGGGGUAACCUGAUGAAAAUACGUCAGUUAGAUCGAGGCUAAAUGAUAGAGUGUACUUAGCGAGGCCGCUGUAAAGCGUUUCCGUAUGCCAUUGAAAACUUUACUUGAUAAUCGAGAUAUGUAGGUGGAGUUAACGCCUGUCAAUCAAACGAUCGGGGAAGGUGAAGACACAUUUCGCUACCAUUUCUAGGCAAAUAUUACAACGAUGAUAACUAUGUUCAGAAUAAAGUAAUUUGACUGAAUUUUUCAAUAUAUUCUUCUUUCAUCAUCUUCUUUUGAACUGUUAUAGCAAGAAUGGCCAACUCUCUAUAAAAAUCUCCCAUAAUGUAUCUUUAAGUGAGAGUGAUGAAACUUGGUGUAUAGUUUCAUUACAUCAAUACCUUGACUAAGUUCGAUAAUGAGCAUUUUUUGCUCGGGGUAAUCAGAGCAAUAAGGAAUUUGAUUGGCCGAGACUUUGGAACACAAUAACUCUCCUUCUAAUUGAGCUAGAAUGUUCAAACUUGGUGUAGGUGUUUAUUAGGCCAAUGCCUUGAUGGAGUUCGAAGAUAAGCAUUUUCUGAUUAGGGUAAGCAGAGAUAAGCAAUUUGAUUGGUUGAUGCUUUGGGACAAGUUAACUUUAGUUCUAAUUAAGUGAAAGUGAUGAAAUUUGGUGAAUAGUUUUAUUACAUCAAUACCUUGACUAAGUUCGAUAAUGAGCAUUUUCUGCUCAGGGUAAGCAGAGCGAUACGCAAUUUGAUUGGUCAAGACUUUGGAACACAAUAACUCUCAUUGGCACAGAUGUUUAUUAGGUGAAUGCCAUGAUCGAGUUCGAAGAUGAGAAUUUUCUGCUUAGGGUAAACAGUAAUGAGCAUUUUGGCUGGUUGAUGAAAGUUGUAAUUAAGUGAGAGUGAGGACACUUGAUGCAUAGUUUUAUCACAUCAAUACCUUGAGUAAGUUCAACAAUGAGCAUUUUCUGUUAAGGGUAAGCAGAGCGAUAAGCAAUUUGAUUGGCCGAGACUUUGGAACUCAAUAACUCUCCUUCUUAUUGAGCUAGAAUGUUCAAACUUGGUGUAGGUGUUCAUUAGAUAUAUGCCUGGAUGGAGUUUGAUGAUAAACAUUGCUUACGGUAAGCAAUCUGAGUGGUUGGUGCUUUGGGGCACGAUAACUCUGGUUAUAAUUACGUGAGAGUGAUGAAACUCUGAGUAUAGAUUCAUUAUAUCAUUACCUGGAAGCAAGGGUCAAUAUGGGCAUGGAAAAUUUAGUCUUCACUGGCUACUAAAUGCUAAAAAUUUACUAGCCAGCACCAAAAUUUUAGUAGCCAGAAAUUACAAUGCUAUUAACUGUAGUCUGUAACGUAAAUCACUACUAGAUAUUACGCGUUGUUUUUUUUUAAUCUUUAUCAUAAUGCUAAAUAUAAAACAAUGCAGAAAAAAGAACACCAGUUUUGAUUUAAAUAAAUUUUAAUUUUAAUAAUAUUAAAAAUUACAAUGACAUUUAUAAUGAAUGAAACACAACAUACUGAACAGUUUAAAGAAAACAAUUAAUGUACAAAAUGAAUAUCAUCAUUAAACUUUGGUUUAGCUGUUAAAAUUCUUUUCUUCAUUCCUAACCAUCUCUUUACAGCGCCGUCUGGAAUAUAAGAGGCUAUUUCCGGACCCUCAGUACUGACAAAUAUUAGGUCUGACAAUCUCUGUACUGAAAGUGAUGACCUGGUGUCAGACUUAAUUCUCUUUUGAGCGGAAAAGCAUCAAGCAUCGCUCACAAUCAGCAGAACUUAUUGGAAGGACCAUGAGGAUUUCAACAAGCAUUAACACGUUUUUGAAGUCUGUAUUGUAUGGUGUUUUAGUUAACAUUUUAGCCCAUACCUCAUUAUAAGACUUAUUUUUAAAUUCAUUACCUACUAGUAAUUUUAAUUGUUUCCACUCAAGUAGAAUGCAGUCUAUUUGACAACCUGCUUUUUCCAAAGAAUCAUGGAACCAGUCAAUUAAAAUUUGGAUUAGAUCAGAACCAAAAUAUGAUAAUUCACUGUCUGAUGUAGUAGGCCAUGAGUCAUGAUUGAACACUGAGAAAGCCUUAACAACCUUAGCAAUGUUGUCAUCUUUGUUUGCCCCCAAUAAGUUUAUAAAUCUCUUAUCUAUUUCUGCUAAAAUUAAAUCAAUAACUGAAGAAAAUUUCUCCAUAAUACAGUUUUCAUAAUUCGCUAUCUUAUCUUGACUUCCAAAUUUAAUAUCAACACCCUGAAAUUUAAGUGUUAUAAUUCUAUUUUCUGAGUUUGUUAAGGUGCUUAACUGUGAAUCAACAGAAUUGAGCCAUUUUUGCAAAUAUCCCCCUGGCAAAGGACUAUUUGAACACUCUUUAAGAGUAAGAGUGCAUUCCUUGAUUAUAUUGAUGGCACUUGGUAAAAUCAUGUCAGGCUUCUGAAAAUUGAGACUAAUUCUAGACAAAUCUCCAAAUACAUCACAAAUAAAAUGUGCAAAUGUAACAAAGUAAAAUUGACACAUUUCUUUACAAACAAAUUUACCCCUUCCCUGCAUCUCUGCUGCUUUACUUGACACACUUAAAUGUUCCAUGUGAGCGUAUAUAAUGGCAAACUGAGAUUCUUGUUUAGAAAUGUCUCCUUUUGAAUCUAAGAAGAUUUUAAGGGCAUGAUCUAUAUGAGGAACCCACCUAGUGCCUUUUACUGGUGCUGGUGAAUAAACUCUACAGUCUAAUUCAUUUCCUAUAACUUUAAGUUCUCUUUUAUUUUUUGGACUGUUUUCCAAAUUAAAUGAAGAACGUCAUUUAAGUUUUGCAUUAAUGUAUUUUUGUUUUUCAUAUCCAAUAAAGACAAUUCCAGCCUGUGUGCCAUGCAAUGAAUAUCGAUUAGAUGACCAACUGAAUCCCUUAAUUUAGCUACAACCCCUGUGCUUUGCCCUAAAUUUACAGAUGCACCAUCUGCACAAAAACCAAUUAAUUUUUCUAAAUAAUUUUCAAUUCCAAACUGAGUGAAAGCUUUAUUUAUGCUCUCUACAAGACCAGAGGCAUGGGCAUGUUCAAUUUCACACAGGGAUAUCAUCCGAUUAAUUGGCUUGCCACCUUCAAUGAACCUUACAUAUACAACCUCAUUUUCUGCCACAGACCUAUCAGUUGCACCAUCAAUCAUGAUGGAUAUAAACUUAGCAGAUUGAAGUUUUUGAAGAGUAGAGAACUUUAAAUCUUGAGAAAUGGUGGAAAUAAAUUCAGCACACUUAACAUCAUUGUCAUAAGUGGCACUUAUAUCCAAACCAUUCUUUUUCUGAAGCAUCAGUAGUAUUGGAAAUUUAGUAAAUGCCAGCUCCUCUUUGGCAAUUACAUAGGCAGUAUUGAAUUUAAUUUUUAAUUCUGAUUCAGCUUUUAGGGACUGUUUGUCUAUCCCAGUUUCAAAAGAUUGGACAAUGGAGUAUUUUAAGGGGGGUUCAGAAGAUCCACAAAUUUUAAACCGGCAUUUUUCAUGUCUUUUACUUUUAUUAUGACUAGCAAUUGAUUCUUUUUUAAAACUUGAUGUACCAGUCAAAAAUUCGGUAUUGCCAGCUAGCUCUGGUCCAGCUUUUCGGCAAUAAUCACAAAACAUUACUUGCCGACUUUCAUCAAACAUGAGCCAUGAAAACUCAUCCUUCCAUGAAGGCAUGAAUUUUCGUUUUCCCUUUCUAGACCCCUGGGUAGGCUGCGUUUCUAUGACUACUCCCUGAUGAUUUCCUAUUGAUGCUACUGUGGAACUUAUGGAACUAACAUUAGAACUCGAAGCACUAGACCUAACGAUGUCAGUAGUGUCAGUAACAACAAGGUCACUUUGACUCGUAGUUGAACUACUGCCACUACCGGCUAGAUUUCCGUCAGAAGACUGUGUCAGAGAGGAAUCUUCCUUUUUUUUAAAGAAAGAGCUUAAAAGAUUUUGUUUUUUAUUCAUUUUAUUAAUAUAUAGGGAAUAACUUUAAUGUAUGGGUUAGAAAAAUGGGUCAACAACAUGCGUAGUCGGACAUUUUGUAUACAUUGCCGUAAGUUAGAAGUUAGAACGAUUUUCGGCACAUGGUAAGAAAAUAUAUGAAUGUCGUAAAUAUUGUCGUUAAAUUGGAGUUAUUUCCCCUAGUAAGUUCCAGUUUUACGAAGCGCUGAAUAAACAAAUUCAGUUUUGUAAAAAAAAACUUUGUAAUUAUUUUAAAACGAGAAAAAAAACUUACAGUCGCCAGCUGGCGACUCAAGUGAAAAUUUUAAUUAGCCGGAAAAUAUAUUUGGUCGCCAUGGCGAGUGUUUUAGUCGCCAUGUAGAGCCUUGCCUGGAAGAUGAGAAUUUUCUGCUUAGGCUAAGGAGCGAUAAGCAAUUUGAUUGGUCAGGACUUUGGAACAUAACAACUUUGCUUUUAAUUGAGGUAGAAUGUUUAAACUUGAUGUAGAUGUUCAUUAGGUGAAUGUCUUGACUGAGUUCAUGCAAUGAUUAACAUUUCGAGCUAAAGCUAAGCAAGUUCAUUGGUCAUUGCUUUGGGACAAGAUAACUUUGAUUCUAUUUAUAGAGAGUGACGAAACUUAGUGUAUAGUUGCUAAUCAGUUUGAUUGCUUGAUACUUUUUAAAAAAAAGAAUCUGCGAUUAAUUAAUAUGUGUCAUCUGUUUAUUCUGAGAUUUCGGCGGGGGACAUCAGCCUCACUGUUGGCUUUUAGCUUCUUCUCUGUACAUCUCUUGCAAAAUGUGGGCGUAUCUUGCAUGGCAACCGAUUGUUGACAGAUUUUUGUAAAAUUUGGAUAUAAGCAUUGCGGUCAUUUGAAGGCAAACUCGAUUGAUAUUAGCGUUCUGCGACUUUUCGUUUCAUAGUUAUCAAUCCCUUUGUUGAAAACCUUGUGAGUGCAAUAGUUGCUAAGAUUUUUGACGGACUGUUUUCAAAUUUUGGUGUGAAUCAUUGUGAUCAAGAGAGGACAAACCCUAUCAAUAUUCCUUGUACCGUGACUUUCCGUUCUGGAAUCACCCCUCAUUUUCCCGUAAACGAUAGAGGCUAUGAUUAUUAAUGGAUUCCUCUCAAAUUUGGUUGGGGGUUGGAUGGCUGAAUGGUUAGCUUGUGCGUGCUGUAUCAUAAGGUCUGUCAUUGAGUCAACUGACGUGGUUUCGAUUCCCUGGUCAUAUGCGACAAUGAGUAGGAUUGCCUACGCGCAAGCAAAUUAUUGAAAUAAAAUUGAAUCAUGUUAGUCCCGAAAUGACCUAGUUUUUGUCGAGUGGACGUUAAACCCCCAUUUCUCUCUCUCUCUUUCAAAUUUGGGGUCAUGAGAAGAUAAACCCUAUCGAUAUUAAGCGUUCUGCUAGUUUCCGUUCUGGAGUCAUCCCCUUUGUGAACACGAUAGAGGGUAUAGUUGUUAACAGAUUUUUCUAAAAUUUGGUGGAAAUCAUUGGGGUCAUGAGAGGAUGAACCCUAUCGAUAUUGAGCAUUCCGCAACUUUCCGUUCCGGAGUUAUGCCCCCUUUUAAUUAGAACCUUGUGAAGACAAGAGAGAGGCUACAUUUUUUAACAAAAUUUGGGGUCAUUAAUUGAUCCCUAUCACUAUUCAUAAUCCGCAGUCUUACGUUCCCAAGUAUCCUCCCUUUGCUGAAAACUGUUUGAACGCAAAAGAGGCUAUAGACUUUAACAGAUUUUUUUUUCUAAUUUGGUUGGAAGCAAUGGGGUCAUAAGAUGAUGAACCCUAGAGAUUAUCACGGAUCCUAGAUCCUUAUCAAAUUUGCACAACAUCCAAGUUUUCCGUUUGGAUAAACUGCAGUUAAGACAAAGCAGCUGUGUGGGUGUAUUGCAUGCUUUGCGUGGCUAUCUUAGUGUGUUGUAAAUGCUACCAUGAUACAAAAAAUGUAAUUUCAAUCUAUUUAAAUAAAAAGAAUAAAUACACAAUAAGCCUAUGAGUAUGACAUAAAUGUUCAUUCUACCGUUACCUUUCGAAGGUAGUAUGAAUAUCUCCAUGUGUUAAAUUUUUUUAGCAAAGACAACUAGGAUAUAAAUAGAGUAGUGUUGCUGGCACAAGAACAUAACUUGCAUUGAAAUUAUGCAACUUGUUAAUAGCUAAGUAGAAAAAUUAAGUAUUUUCACAUAACUUUAAGGAAACCUUUGAAUAUGGGCCCAGAUCUUUAGGAAUACAGAUUAUAAUGAACUGUCUGCCGUAGAUGGAAUAAAAUAAGGUGUAUUUCUGUAUUGUCUCACUUCAGGUUAAAGAAACAUAUGGAAUAUGAUUAAAAAUUAAUCUUACCCAGCAUGUAGAUUUUAAAUCUGAACAAAAAUUAUUGAACUUUAUUCUAAACAGAAAAGUAUCUAUUAAAAGUAAUACUAUGCUUGAUAAAGUUUGGAUGUAAAAUUUGCUUUAGUUUAAUAUUGUAAUAUCAAUUAAUUUUACAUUCGGGUUAGUUAAAUUUUGAUUAUGGUUUUAAUGCAAAUAUUAACAGAUUAUCUUGAAAACUUAAAAAGAAACAUCUAUAUGUAAAUUAGUCAAUUUUAUUUUGGUCUUUAGUAGAAAGUUCUAAAUUAUCGAUAUUGUAAGCCCGCAUUUUCAUGUGAACAUAUUAUGAUAUUAUGCCAUCGCCCCGUCCAUUCACAAUCUGUUUUUGGACACUUGACAGGUCAAAAUUUUUAUCCAAUUUUGACGAAACUUGAAAUAUAGGCCUAGAAAUUUAUGUUUUAUUAAUAUAUAACAUGAUAAUCAUUUAUGUCAACAUAAUGACAUUGCCCCCCAAUUGUAGACAUUGGACCCCCAUAUAUCUCAAAAAAGCGCCCCCUCAAACGCCUGAUCACCACCCAGAUUCGGAAUCUACGCAAAAAACUGGUCUAGAAAAACUUGGUCUCAUAAAUUCACAGCUCGGUUGGCGAUUCCCCCCCUUCAGCCACCGGACAAUCAGAUAAGUAAUUAAAAAUCAUUGGUUUUGAUUUGGUAUAUAAUCAGACAUCCAUUUCUACUGUAAACCUUCAACCUAUAUGUGAUAAACUUCACACUGCAUCUUGUGUAUAUAAAAUUGUCUGUAUCAUUGUACAAUUGAAAUAAAUCUCCAUUUCUUCAUGGUCUUAGCUUGCAUCACCUACAACCAUUGUUACUAUAAAUGUUUCUCAUUCAAUAUUUAUACACAACAUCCAACACUUGCCAGUUUUUUGUGGUUCUCAUUUUUCGUGAAAAAUAAUUAUUGUGUUAGCUGCACAAGAUUGUCGCAGACUUGGACAAUCUUGUGCAGCUAACACAAUAAUUAUUUUUCACUUAAAACCCAAAGCUCUAUAGAUGAGUAAAACUAAAGGACCGGGUUAUGGAUUAUUGAUGUGUCUAUGAUAUAUUGGUUCCUGGAUUAUGGCCCCUGAUUGUACGAUAAUCACAAUUUUAGCUUGUGGACCCUCUAGAGGUCACAAUUUGUAUCUGAUUUAAAAAAAUACUUAAAAUACAUGUUUGUAUCUCAAAGAUUGAGGUUCCUUUCGAUACUUGCGGGUAUCGGACCCUAACUUACUUGAUUAUGAUGCCUGAUUGUACGAAAAAUUACAUAUUUUUUGUUAGCUUGUUUUCUGUUUAUCUCUUGCAAAAUAUGGGCGUAUCUUGCAUGGUAACCGCUUGUUGUUUGUAAGGUUGGAGUUGUGAAUAGAAGUAUAAUAUUACCUAUUUUGCUUUAAUAACAAAAUAUUUUAUUCUGGCGUAACACUAUUUUCAUAGAAAUCAUCACUUUCAUAAUGAAUGUAAAAACUCACAGCUUAAUCAUAGAGCAGUAUUACUGUUAGUAUAGUAACAUUAAUAUUUGGUUUGAUAAUUUCUAUUACUUUAACAUGGGGGAAAUCUUGAUUUUAUAUAAUCAGCUGGUUUUGUCUAACGUUUUGUUUAUUAUUAUAAAUAUUUACAUGCAUAUUGUGAGAAUUAUAUAUGUAAGUAUGUAUCUAUAUUAUAUGUAUGUCAAAUGGGGACUACUUUUCUUUGGCUGCUUUCAUUGUUGAAAAGUAAAUAAAUUUCUUUACAUGUGC
Molecule: messenger RNA, 13991 nt
Organism: Patella vulgata (common limpet)
Lineage: Eukaryota; Metazoa; Mollusca; Gastropoda; Patellidae
Product: transmembrane protein 87A
Exons: 19
Coding region: 26-1756 (576 amino acids)
Biological process (GO): retrograde transport, endosome to Golgi
Cellular component (GO): Golgi apparatus; membrane
Source: RefSeq, a predicted model, not a curated record